GGCAUUUAUUUCCUUACUGAUGUGUUGGAGCUGCUGCUGCUGCUGCGAGCUGAGUAAUUGAGAACAGCAGUUUGCAUUCGCAGAGGGAUUCGCUCUCUUCUUUUAAAGGCGCAGGCGGAGCUUUGCGAUUGCAAGAGAGAAACAUUGCAAUCUUUUAUUUUUGAUUGGGUGACAUGAUAUUUUUGAUAUCGGUAACAUGUGAAACAAUCAGUUGAACAGUUUUAAAACGCCAUUUUGCGGACUUAAUUUCUUUCUUGGGAUUUUCUUUUACAACGCUCCAAAGAAGUGAGAAUGGCUUCCAAGCUUUUGAGAGCGGUUGUUUUGGGUCCCCCAGGCUCUGGCAAAGGAACUGUGUGUGAGAGGAUCGCAAAGAGCUUUGGUCUCCAGCAUUUGUCCAGCGGGCAGUUCUUAAGAGAGAACAUCAGGGCAAAAAGUGAUGUCGGUAUAUUGGCAAAGCAGUAUCUUGAGCAAGGCCUUUUGGUGCCAGAUCAUGUAUUUACACUUGUAAUGAUAUCUGAACUGGACAAAAUGCAAACCCAGCCUUGGUUACUCGAUGGUUUUCCUAGGACAUUGGGUCAAGCUGAAGCACUUGAUAGAAUAUGUGAUCUGGACCUGGUGAUAAGUUUGAACAUCCCAUUCGAGAGCCUCAAAGACCGCCUAAGUGCUCGUUGGAUUCACCCAGCAAGUGGGAGGGUAUAUAAUAUGGAAUUCAACCCACCUCACGUACAUGGUAUUGAUGACAUUACUGGUGAGCCAUUAAUCCAGCGGGAAGAUGAUAAACCUGAAGCUGUUGCUGCCAGGCUAAGAAAAUACAAAGAUGCUGCAAAGCCUGUAAUGGAAUUGUACAAAAACAGGGGGAUUCUACAUUCAUUCUCUGGGACAGAGACCAAUAAAAUCUGGCCUUAUGUAUACUCACUGGUGUCCAGUAAGAUUCCUCCACUCCAAGUCGAAGAAGCAAAUUAACCAUCUCCCAAACAGAAAGAAGUAUUAAUAUAGUCAACUUUUUUAAAAGAACAAAUUUUGUGUGCUGUUUCUGUGCUCAGUCCUCUUUAGAAAAACAGCUGUUCUCCCUGGUUUUACUGGAGAAUAGCUGUAGAAAUACAACUGUAACCAACAUCAUCUUUGAAAGAUGUUCUAUAUGUGAAGUAUAUGUGCAUGGACUCCCAGGUAAUCGUGAUUGGUUAUGCAGAGACAGAUAUACCUUUUAGCAGGUCUAAAGCCUGUUCUUUCCACCCAGCCACGGCUAGUGCUUCUGUAUAUGCAACAUGUCAUUCCAUGGAUGUUUGUAAAAUGUUUUCCUUUGGUUCAACACUCCAUAGCAGUAAAAACAACAAACACUACCCUAAAUGUAUCUACAAUGCAAUGAGCACUCUGGAAAACAUAUGCAUUAUUUAGGUCAAAUAAUGUGUUUCUGAUAAAUGGAAAAUCGUGGUGGUUUAAAUAUGUUGCUUCUCAGUGAGAAAACCAACAUUAAAGAAUAUCUAUUAUGAAAAUGCUGCUGUACAAUGAUAGAACUAAUAUUUAAGUCAGUGGUGUGGCUUUAGACCAUUCCAUUGACCAGGAAAUGGAGGUGGCCUAUUCUAGAUAUCAGAAAGGUUGUAUUACAUGGUGCAUUUUAGUAACUUUGUUAGAGCUUUAAUAUUGUUAUCCGUCACUAAUAGUCAGUGUAGUCCCUACUUUUUCUCUCUCCAGCUGAUGCAAAUUGUCCUAUUUCCAGACAAACACUCAUGCAUUCAGACAUUCUGGGUUAGAUCUAAAAGAGCCUUUCAUGAUUUGACCAUUUAUCCCCCACACUGUAGCCCAUUUCAUCCCAUAGUUCUCUGUUCUGGGGUCUCCUGACUCUCAAAAAUGGAUUUUCAGUGAACUGGGGUUGUAGUGGGUAUGAGGAAGCCUCUCUGUUCUAACACAAUAAUGAACCAGAUUAUCAGUGAUUGUGGUUGGCAAUGGAUUCCCAUUUCUGCAGAAGCGCUUCUGAAAUUGUGAAGAGUGCUGCUGAGUUAUAUCAAUAAUUUCUUAUAUAAACACCUGUCCUAUUUGCAUAGUUGGGAUUGUCCAUGUAAAGACAGUCAGUAUGUCAUGGUUCAGUUUGUUUUUGAAAUGUAUGUCAUGGUUCAGUUUGUUUUUGAAAUUUUAUCCUUGAGGUUAUGUACUGUUAAGCAUGUUGCUUUACUUGAAAACACUGACCACACUUCUAGGUCAUUCUAGUUCAAGUGCUGAGCAAAAACAUUCAAUUUUCUAGAGCAGUACAUUACAAACUUGCUUUGAGGGAAUGCUUUUCGUAUUUGACUUGACUGCUGAGCAACACCUAUGUGUUGGCUGCAGAUAUCCCUGCUUAUUGAUUCUAGGGCAUUUUCUUCAUAGCAAACUUCAAAAUGUAUGGGAUGACUACAAACCUCUUGGGUCUUGGUCCUGCCCCAUGCAGAUAAACAUUGUGCCUUAGAGCAGAGAUUCUCAAUGUUUGGUCCAAUAACAUCUGGGGACCCAAAGCUGAGAAUCUCUGCUCUAGAAUAUUCCCAACAUACACUUAGAAUAUGCAUUGCAGUAGUAAUGGGCAAGCUGUCUUCCAGGAAUCUUGUUUGCCAUUAACACACUGCCAUAAUCUUACCUUCUUAUGGAAACCAUGGUAAGCUUCCAAGCAGAACCAUGCUUCCACAGUAGACAGUUGGAAAGCCACUGUUCUAGAUUAACAUUGCCAGAUCAAAUGAGCUUCUGAUUCCUUCUUCCUCAUACUUCCCUUUCAGUUCCCCAUUUGAUUUCCUCUAGCAUUAUUCUGUAGUAAAUAAAAUAGGAGCUUGCAAUUGGUUUUUAAAAAAAUUGUAAAGUUUCUUCUGGAGCAAAGAAUUCUUCGAGGAAGAAAACUUAGGAUGUAACCCAGUUUCUUUUUAAAAAGGAGACACACAAACCUUAAAGGUCUUGAAACCUGGUUAUUUUUAAACAAGUUGGCUCAUAACAAGAAUUAAUGGCUUUUCUAAACAGAAGUAACUACUGUAACUUUGAUUCCUAAUUUUUCACAGGAGCUGGAAGUUGCCCCUCUUAGUACAAGUAUUCUUGUCUCUUAUUUUAUAUACUAUUAAAGGGUUAGGGGGAAUGUAUUCUGGAGAAAAAUGAACUGGAUUUUUAUUGAGUAGAUAUUUAUCCAUGCUGGUUUGAUAAAAUGUGACUCUGCUUUUUAAAUCAGUAGGCAUUGUAAAGUUCCUAAAUUUCUAUCUCUUGAGAUUAGAACUUGAUAGCAUUUUAUGCCCUCACCAUAUCUUGGGCUGCACUGGAAAACUGACAAUGAAUAUCUGUUGGCACAAUCAGACUUGCUAAACCCCUGUGCAGCUGCAGUCUUUCUCAUUUGGUAUAAGUAAUGUCUGCAUUCAUUUCUCACCUCUACACUUGAUUAGAAGGCAGACUGUAUUGGUUUUCACUUGUUUAUUACGUUAAGAAAUUUCUGUUCUUCUUACAGGGAGACUUAAAGCAUGAUCCUAGUUUGUGAACUUGGAUGCAAGUUCUAUUGGGUUUAAUGGGACUGACUUCUAAGUAAGCGUGUAAAGGAUUUGAGCCUUAAUUUUGGCUUUCUAAGAUGUAAACAGAUUUAAUACGAUGCUGUUCAUAUUUGUGCAUGUAAACGUUAAUCCACUGUAGAGAUGUAUUCCUCAUCAAUCAUGUUUCUGUAGGUGUACAACUGCAGUUUAGUAAGUUACUACUACACUUAUCCCUUCCACCCUUUGAUGCAGGUUGCGUUGUAGAUGCUGAUUGUGAGGUUCUUUUACCUGCAUCAGAGUGGAGUAUUCUCAAAUGCUGAGGUGAAUGCAACUAUACUUGUGCAUCCCAGCAUAUUGAAUCUAGGCAUGUCAAACUUUUAACUUGCACAGCUACAAGACAGGCAUCUUGUUACAUUUUAGUUGUCAAGCAGAACCUGACUCCUACAAUCUUUGUACUGUAUGAAGUCAUAUAUUCAAAGCAAGCAUUGGACUCAAACUUACUGCUUAAUUUUGAUCGUGCUUUGCAGUUGAAUCCCUUAAAGCAGUUUGCUAUAUUAAAAAUGUGUAAGAAUAAAAUACAGCAUUUUCAUAAAACUAAAUUUUCAUUUUCACCUUUCCGUUGCGGAAUAUAUAUCCUGUCAGUUAUACAUAUUGGUGGAACUAGUUCUUAAUUUUUAAGAACUAUGGUGUGCAACACCAUAGGCAGUUUGUUACUACGAGAAAGCAUCUAGUAUUAAACUUUCAUAGCUAACUAAACACACACUCCUGGUCUCCCUUACCACCCAACAAUAAAGCUUAUUAUAUUUAGCAAUAGUUUGAAUAUAAUAAAGCGAACAUACUGUGUGAAUCCAACCUGAGCCUCUCAGAUUGAAUUGUUGUAGUACACAGUAACAGGAAUGGGUAACUGACAGACCAGAAUUUGAAUACAGACUGCUGGUGAUCUUGUAUGGAAUUCACACUGCCACCGUCUGGAGAGCUGUCACUCGAUAUACAGGAAUGCAGUCCAGCUACUAGACGCUGAUAUUUUUGUACUUUCUAUGAAAAUAAAUUGCCUCCUGUUGUGGCAGAUGGAGAUAGAACUCCUCCUGCACUUAUGUUUUGAAAGACUGAAGAGGGCCUUGCUAAGCUGGUGGGAUAUUCAAUUAGAAAGGUUUAUGUUUCAAAGACCCAAACACACUCUUCAUAAUAUCUAGUAGGAGUCUUAAAGAAGAGGGUUUUAGUGAGCAGGUUUGCGAGUCCAUAUAGCAAAGGCUAUGAGUCUUACACUUGGGUUCUUCUUGAUUAGCAGUGUUUCCAGGGAAUGCAGUGUUUGAUCAAACAGUUUUUCAAAAUGUCAUUAAAUCUCAUUGUGACCAUUUGUGGGAGUAGAGAGAGAACACAGAUUUAAAAAGAAGCCAUUGUCUACAAAAUGUUGCAUUGAUUUGCUGGAUGUACUGUUACACUUCAUUGUGAAUGUGAACUGGGUAUACACAAAGAGUUAAACAUCAAAGCUGGGAACUGAUUUAUCCCCUCCCCUGUACAUCUCCUACUCGUUCUGAAUGUCUGGUAUGCUAGGAAAAGCAACUGCUAGGUUAGGUGACUUCUGACUUCUUCUCUGUCUUCCAAAAUCUUGGUUUGGGAGAGGCUAUUCUAAGAGCAGAAAGGAGAACCCUUCACCUAGUCAUGCCUCAGGGACUCCAGGCUCAGGUGGGCAGAUAGGAAUGGGUAAAACAAGGGUUCUCCCAUAUGCCCUCCAGUUUGCCUUGCUGAGGUAAGGAAUAGCAAGGCUUGUCUCUUGUUCACCUGUGGCAGGUGCAAGAGAGCCUUAUAGAAUUAGAACUCCAUACUGCACUCCAUUUGUAUUGUACUAUAUAUUUCUUCAUAUAGGCAUUUUAGUGCAGUGCAAUCUAGGUUAUUGUCGCAGGUCUGAGAGAGUUAACUUGCAAAAACUAUGGAAGGGUUUCAGCUCCCAAAUUCAUAUUUGAAGCAAGAGGAAAAGAGCUCUAAUUAUGAAAAUGUUAUUGCUGUGUAAACUUACUACAGUAAAAUGUACUUAUAUAUUUUUUAAAAUGAUUUCAGGGUUGAAAUGCCAUUUCUUGCUGCUUAGAGUAGUUGAGCAAAAGCUCUUCAUUCAGAGGCUACCCAGAAUGCUUCAUUUUGAUCAUAGCCUUUUUGAGAAUAGCCAUCUUUUGUAAUACAGCAUAAUAUUCACCUCAUGGUGUUGGCACUUUACUGUGAAUCUGACGCAUUUUCUAAAGUUAUGAUUCUGUCUUUGUAACAACUGUGUGUUGGGAGCAAUUGUUUUGGGAAUGGUUUUUGUAUGUAAUGGAGAGGGUGUAUUUUUUUGUCUUGAAUAAUCUCCCUUCUACUUCUCUGAAAACUCUAAACCUGUAUUGCCAUUUGAUAUAUGUAAAUAAAGUUUUUUCAGCUUA
Hemicordylus capensis (graceful crag lizard) is the source of this 5878-nucleotide messenger RNA. It is a transcript of the gene AK4, whose product is annotated as adenylate kinase 4. The record is from RefSeq and is a predicted model, not a curated record. Gene Ontology annotation, molecular function: nucleoside diphosphate kinase activity; ATP binding; AMP kinase activity. NCBI's taxonomy places the organism in Eukaryota, Metazoa, Chordata, Lepidosauria, Squamata, Cordylidae. Gene Ontology annotation, cellular component: cytoplasm; mitochondrion. The transcript has 6 exons. The coding region runs from base 292 to 963 and encodes 223 amino acids. Gene Ontology annotation, biological process: nucleobase-containing compound metabolic process.